This is a messenger RNA of Penicillium cataractarum, 2067 nucleotides long. RefSeq lists its product as uncharacterized. The transcript has 2 exons. Lineage: Eukaryota; Fungi; Ascomycota; Eurotiomycetes; Eurotiales; Aspergillaceae. The record is from RefSeq and is a predicted model, not a curated record. Gene Ontology annotation, molecular function: beta-N-acetylhexosaminidase activity. The coding region runs from base 1 to 2067 and encodes 688 amino acids. Gene Ontology annotation, biological process: carbohydrate metabolic process.
AUGCCCUUCAACGUGACAGGCCAAGGUACCUACUCGCUCGACAGGAUCCAAAGAAUCGUCGUAGACACACGUUACGCCAAAUCAUUUAACGACAAAGGUCAAUCAUUGAUACCUCCAAGUCUAUGGGAAUUCGCAACAACGUUUCAACAGGACCUCGCAGAUUCCCUCGGAAUAAAAGUUCAAUUAGAGGAGGGCCGAAUCUUGGAAAGCAAUUCUAUAUUCAUCACUCUGGACCCAAAUGGCACAUACCUUGACGCUGCUGAACGAGCUACUCUAGAGGGAUAUUCCAUCGCUGUCAGAACACAUGGAAUUCAAAUUACUGGGGCGAGCGCCCUUGGUUCCUGGUGGGGCACGCGAACUCUCUUGCAGAUGGCGAUCAUCAAUAAUAAGAGACUCGCCUACGGUGCAGGAAGUGACGCCCCAGGCUGGGCAACACGGGGAGCCAUGCUCGACUGUGGCCGUCACUACUACCCACCUGAGUUCUUGAUUGAAAUGUGCUCUUACCUCUCAUUUUUCAAGCAAAAUGAGUUCCACGUACACCUAAGCGAUAACCUCUUCAUAAACUACGACACGUAUACAACUGCCGAAGAAUGGGCGUUAUACAAAAGCUUCCGUCUCUUGAGCGAUGAUCCCGCCGUCGCCGGACUCAACCAAAAUGAAAAUGAAUCAUAUACCAAAGAUCAAUUCGAUAGCGUCCAAAGACAGUGCGCUAGCAGGGGCGUGACUAUCAUCCCGGAAAUCGAAGCUCCUGCACACGCUUUAUCAAUCACAACCUGGAAGCCACAACUGGCAUUAGAUGGUGACCCAACCCUGAUCAAUAUUUCUCACCCUGAUGCCCUGCCGACGAUGAGAACAAUCUGGAAGACUUUCCUGCCUUGGUUCCAUUCUAAAACGGUUCACAUCGGAGCCGACGAGUAUAGUGCCGACCUUGUUGCAGAUUAUGACCGGCUAGUAAACAACCUUCAAUCUUUUAUCGAACAGGAAUCUGGAAAACAGGUUCGAAUCUGGGGCACAUUCACGCCUUCGAGUGGCUUCAAUGUCUCGAAGGAUGUGGUUAUCCAACAUUGGGCGUCAUAUGACGAUAAUCCCUAUUUCGAUUACAUCAAAAACGGAUGGAGCGUGAUAAACUCUGACUAUGCAUUCUAUGUGGUCACAAAAUGGUCGGGCUACUUCCCUCAGCGCAUGAACAAGACUUUGAUAUUCAAUGGCAACCCGAUGGGCGGUGCCUAUGCGCCUCACAUAUUUGACAUCACGAAUGCGACAAACAACCCUUCAAGGAAGGACCCAAGUGUCGUUGGGCAUGUUGCAGCCCAAUGGAGCGACUUCGGGCCCAUCCCAUCAACAUAUCUAGAAGCCUAUUACGGUUGGAGAAAUGAGCUUCCUGCAAUGGCGGACAAGCAGUGGGGAGGGCAGCUAAUCGAGAGUGAGUAUAAUGACGUGCUGGAAUGUCUGAUUGCAAAGGUGCCUGGUCAGAAUUUAGAUCGCCGGGCGAAGUCUAAGACCAACCUAAUAUUCAGCUACCAGUUUUCCGAAUCUAGAAGCCACGCAAACCAGAUCAAGGAUAGCUCUGGCAACGGCUACACUGCCAUCUCCCAUGGCUGCUCUAUCCAUAGCAAUGCUCUUCAUCUUGAUGGUUACUGCUACCUGGAGACGCCGCUAUUUAGCAAAGGCCGCAAUUACUCCCUUUCAUUUUGGAUCAAUCCCUCUUCAAGUUCCGGUGUUAUCUUCUCUGGCCCAGACUCAGCCUUAUUGAAUGGCGAAGGGUCAAAUCCCAAUGUCACGCUAGUGACUGGCAAUAACUCCUACACUCUCAACUACAGCCUCCCCGUCAACACCUGGACACAGGUAGCACUUUCAGGAUUGGGUGAUUUCACAUACUUGACGGUUUUGGAGCAGAACUCGGCUUUUGCUAAACAAAUGGAAUUCCUGACAAUCUUUCAUCCAAAUGCUGUUUCAUCAGCACGAGGAGUCAUGGACGUGUGGGAUAAGAUUGCCAUUGAAGCACCAUUAAAAGAGAUAGGGAGAGGCAUUCGAGGCAUGAUCAAGAACAUCACUCUCCUGGCUUAA